This is a messenger RNA of Symbiodinium natans, 624 nucleotides long. Lineage: Eukaryota; Dinophyceae; Suessiales; Symbiodiniaceae. The record is from the annotation of a GenBank genome assembly.
AUGGCUCAGGAGACGAUGCCCCAGACCAUUCCGCCCCCGCACCGCGGCGGCCAUGUUCUCCACCUGCAAGCGCAGGAGACCCUGGGGACGUCCGACAUCCGUGCUUCCGUGAAGCGCCCGAACUCUGUGGAUGAGGACACGUGGAUUGCCUCCCAGAGCAAGGUCAUCUUUGAGGAAGCGGUUCGUGUGGUGAGCUUCAUCAGCGACAUCUGUACGGAUCACACGUGCCCAAUCAUGUCUGCAGGUGAGAAGGUGCACUACCACUGGGCGGAUGAAACAACCACUGUGCCAGAGCUCCUGCCCGCCCCGCAGUACAUGAGGCGCCUCGUGGAGUGGGCGGACGCGAAGCUGCUGGACAAGGACCUCCUUCCCUCCGAUGGCUCGCCCAUGCCGCCAGAGCUUCGGCCAGCACUGGCCCAGAUCCUCAGGCGCCUUUUCCGGGUGUACGCGCAUGCGUAUGUCCACCAUUUCCAGCUCAUCCACGACAGUGGCGCCGAGGCACACCUGAAUUGCAACUUCAAGCACUUCCUCUUCUUCGUGCUCGAGUUCAACCUCGUGUCCAUGGAUGAGAUGCUGCCUCUGGAUGGCCUCAUCCGGAAGUUUGCCGGAGAACUGAUCCAGUGA